AUGCAAAACAAACUAUUAUACCUUUCAUGGCUGCCACCUUUUUCCAGAUCUGAGCAAAUAUCAGAAUACAAGCGUGAAUGCGAGCCCGUGCAAUGGGCAGAAAAGCGACUUCGGAGUCUCGAUGGAACAAAGCUAGCCAUUUGCGAGGGACACAUCCCCGACAGUCCGAAACAAGUGGAUGCAAAGAAACGAAAGAAGCUCGUGGUUAUUUGGAAAUGGGGGUCAUUACCGCUCCGACUACCACUCCUGUCGCAGUUCUUGAAUUCUGUCUCGAAGUCUCAGACCGGGCAGGCGCUCAAUGAUACAAAGUAUAUAGUUGUUGCCUUGUCAUACCGCGGCUACUGGACAUCGUCGGGGACAGCCACACAAUCGGGCAUUGAACAGGAUGCCCUGGCAUUUCUCAACUGGGUUUCGGCUACUUAUCCCUCACCGGAUACGAACUGCCAGGUGUUUUUGUGGGGCCAUAGCCUUGGUGCGGCUGUUGCAUCGUCCGCUAUGUCCAAAUACCUUACUCGAAUGGAUGCUCCCCCACCGACAAGGGGGGUUCCUCUUCUUCCCAUAUCUGGACUGAUCAUGGAAGCCCCGAUCUCGAACAUCAAGGAUAUGUUGAUUGCCUUGUAUCCUCAAAAAUGGCUUCCAUAUCGAUAUCUUUGGCCCUUCUCGUGGAAUACGUGGUGUAGCUCAAAGUAUCUCGAACAAUUGGCUAGGUAUCGCGACCGAGAUGCUGACCAACGAAUGAAGACGGAUGCCCCAUGUAAAGGUCGAUCCGUGCCUCCGAUACUUCUUCUGGCUGCCGAAAAUGAUGAAGUCAUCCCACCCCACGUGGCAGGACAACUCGAACAGAUAGGUCAAGAAUUGGGAUUGGAGAUUACACGAAAGGAUGUAAUAGGGGCCAUGCACACGGAGUGUGCUAUGAAGAAUGAUGGGAGAGAGGCUUUGGUCAAGUUUAUUCUUGAGCAUGCCAAUGGUGAUCCUGCGAAUGGAUGA
This is a messenger RNA of Penicillium pulvis, 987 nucleotides long. RefSeq names its product alpha/beta hydrolase family protein. The transcript is spliced from 2 exons. The coding region runs from base 1 to 987 and encodes 328 amino acids. The record is from RefSeq and is a predicted model, not a curated record. Gene Ontology annotation, cellular component: membrane. Lineage: Eukaryota; Fungi; Ascomycota; Eurotiomycetes; Eurotiales; Aspergillaceae. Gene Ontology annotation, molecular function: palmitoyl-(protein) hydrolase activity.